Molecule: messenger RNA, 1461 nt
Organism: Lolium perenne
Lineage: Eukaryota; Viridiplantae; Streptophyta; Magnoliopsida; Poales; Poaceae
Source: RefSeq, a predicted model, not a curated record
CAACUCCAAUUUUCUCCCGAAAAUGCAACUAAUCUCGACCAAGUUCCCAACCCAUCCGAGUUCACUGGAGCUUUGAUGCUCGCCGGCCUCCCUAGCCCCGCCGUCUUCUCUCCCCGGUAGAGUCCCCUGCAUCCGCCGCCAUCCAAACGUAUGGCGUCCAAACCCUAGCCUAGUCCCUGCCGGCUGCCGUCGAUGACGAACCAGACCGCUGCCCUCCAGUUAGCGGAUGUUGCUGCUCCUCCCCCAACUCAUAUGCGGCCCCCGUCGUCGGCGGCAAGGAGGCUGACCUGCUUGUCGACGGACUGGCCGGCCGGUGAUGUCCGACCGACCCGCUGCGCGUCGGUGAGUAGGCAGGUGGGGACGAUGAGGUCUUCUUCCAGGACCACCCCGCGCGACUGGAAAGGAGGAGGGGAGGUGAAGAGUAAUAGGGCCGGCCUCCAUUUUCGGCGCCACUGCACGAGAAGAUGCGUCCGCUGCACCUCUACUUUGACCAAGAAGGGCGGUGGUACUGCAGCUAAGGUGGUUGGUUGUGUGUCGAGUGUUUUGCCAUCCGGUGCCAAGGCCCUUCAUGGAAGGGCUUGCAGCUCUGAGGCUGACUUACAAGAAUGUUCCUACUUGGUGCAGAGAGUUGUGUAGGGUGUGUGAGUCUGUGAGAGCAAACAAGUCACAUUCCACAAGACGGAGAACCUGCAGUGCUACGAAGUCUCUGCCAAGAGAAACUACAACUUUGAGAAGCCCUUCCCUUACCUUGCAAGGAAGUUUGCCGGAUAAUUUUCUUCGCUCGUCAAUGGCUCCAAUAACGUCCAGAGGGAGCUUGGCUUGUGAGUCCGUUCUGCCCUCCGGAGCAAGUAGGGGUCAUCUUUAUUGCAACCCACCUGGGAGAAGUAGGCAUUGUCUCUCUCAUGAUGUGGUGCGAAUUGUCGGGCGAGACAAUGGUACAAAGGUUAACGUUAUGUUGGGUGGGAUUCAUGUAAACAUGUGUCAGCUAUUGCUCGGAUUGUUCCUCGAUGUGCUCCGCGGAGAAACCCAGGACUACCGGUGCUUCACGUGUAUAAAGGGUUCAAAAUCUCGUCUAAUACCUCAGGGAUUUGAUUGGAGCGCAAGGUCGGCUGAUAGAGGUAUUCAGAGAGUGACCACCUGUAAGAGACGAAAGCGUCAAAAUCGAUGAGAAGAUGGAAUUGGUGAGCUGCAAUAUGCCGGAAGGCAGUCCUUUCUCGUGCUUUUGAUGACAGAUGCUCGAAAGUGUUCUAUGCCGCAAGGCAUUCUCCUCUGAAAAUUGAGGAUCUAGUAGUCUGAACAGUAUGGAGGUUGAAUCUACACAUUUGGAAUGCAAGCUUGAGCCUCUGGUUCAUCUGCCUUGAAGUCAAAGACGGCCGCCUGGAGAUGCAGCUCCAACCUGAUGCCGAACACCACUCUAGGGUCUCUGCAAUGUUGGUGAGGACAACUUCAGCCUCGGCGCCA